Marmota flaviventris (yellow-bellied marmot) is the source of this 2265-nucleotide messenger RNA. The record is from RefSeq and is a predicted model, not a curated record. NCBI's taxonomy places the organism in Eukaryota, Metazoa, Chordata, Mammalia, Rodentia, Sciuridae.
AUGGCUCGCUGCCGCCCCUGUGACCUCAGGGUGCUGGUAGCCGUUGCAUGUGGGCUGCUGACGGCCAUCAUUUUGGGACUGGGCAUCUGGAGGACAGUGAUAAGGAUCCAGAGAGUAACAGUUGCUCCCCCCUCGAGCACCCCUGCAGUGUUCUGCAGGAAUGGUGGAACUUGGGAAAACGGCAGAUGCAUUUGUACAGAAGAGUGGAAGGGCCUGAGAUGUACAAUCGCUAAUUUCUGUGAAAAUAGUACCUAUAUGGGUUUUACUUUUGCCAGAAUUCCAGUGGGCAGGUAUGGAACUUCUUUGGAAACAUGUGAUAAGAACACUUUAAAUGCUGGCUCUCCAAUAGCAAUCCGCCUGUGCAAUGUGUCUAUAUAUGGAGAGAUAGAAUUACAAAAUGCCACAAUAGGAAACUGCAAUGAAAAUCUGGAAACCCUGGAAAAUCAGAUAGUCAAUAUCACAGUGGACUCUAAGACUAUUUCUGCUGAAGCCCAGGUUUUAACAUCCGAUGCCAGUAAAUUAACUGCUGAGAACAUCACUUCUGCUACUAAAGUGGUUGGACAAAUCUUUAAUGCAUCCAGAAAGGCUGAACCUGAGGCAAAGAAAGUUGCUGUAACAACAGUGAGUCAACUUCUGGAUGCCAGUGAAGAUGCUUUUCAAAGAGCUGCUGCUACUGAUAAUGACAAUGCCUUUACAACACGGAGUAGGGAAACCCAGGGAGGUCUGUCUGUUCAGAUUCCUCUUGGCUCCGCUGUGCAGCAUUCCUCUCUUCUUGGGUCUGGAGCAGGACCCUCUCUGAAAUGGGGGUCUUAUGAUCUAUCAGAUCAAAUAGGUACUAAGGCAUGUGGCUUUGUACUAUAUCAAAACAAUAAGCUUUUUCAAUCAAAAACCUUUACAGCUAAAUCAAAUUUUAGUCAAAAAAUUAUCUCAAGCAAAGUGAAUGAAAAUGAUCAAGAUCAGACUCUUUCUGUUGAAAUGGUCUUUAGCCCAAAGUAUCAAAAAGAAUACCAACUGCAUGCCUAUGCCUGUGUUUACUGGAAUUUUUUAACAAAAGAUUGGGAUACCUAUGGUUGUUACAAAGACAAGGGUACUGAUGGAUUCCUGGGCUGCCGCUGCAACCAUACCACUAACUUUGCUGUGUUGAUGACUUUCAAAAAGGAUUAUAAGUAUCCUGAGUCACUAGACAUAUUGUCCAACAUUGGAUGUGCCCUGUCCAUUACUGGUCUGGCUCUCACAAUUAUCUUUCAGAUUGUCACCAGGAAAGUCAGAAAAACCUCAGUCACCUGGGUGAUGGUUAGUCUGUGCACAUCGAUGUUGAUAUUCAACCUGAUUUUUGUGUUUGGUAUUGAAAACUCCAAUAAAAACUUGAAUACAAGAGAGAGUGACAUAGAUAUUGACUUUGAUGAUAAUCAAAUGCUCACAGAGGACACUAUUGAAAUCCCGAAUCCCUCAUGCACAGUGAUUGCUGCCUUCCUGCACUAUUUUCUGUUAGCCACAUUUACCUGGAGUGGACUCAGUGCUUCACAGCUUUAUUUCCUUCUCAUCAGGGCCAUGAAGCCUCUUCCUCCACAUUUCAUUAUUUUCAUCUCAUUAAUUGGAUGGGGAGUGCCAGCUAUAGUAGUGGCUAUUACAGUGGGAAUUAUUUAUUCCCAGAGUGGGAGUAAUUCACACUGGGAAUUAGACUACCGGCAAGAGGAAAUCUGCUGGCUAGCAAUUCCAAACAACAAUGACUUUAUAAAGAGUCCAUUUUUGUGGUCAUUCCUUAUACCUACAAUCAUUAUCCUCAUCAGCAAUGUUGUUAUAUUUAUUGUAAUCACAAUUAAAGUGCUGUGGAAGAAUAACCAAAAUUUGACAAGCACAAAGAAGGUUUCAUCCCUAAAGAAGAUUCUUAGCACAUUAUCUAUUGCAGUCGUUUUUGGAGUUACCUGGAUUCUGUCAUACUUUAUGCUAAUUAAUGAUGAUGACAUCAGGAUUGUCUUCAGUUACGUGUUCUGCCUUUUCAACACUACUCAGGGAUUGCAAAUUUUUAUCCUCUACACUGUUAGAACAAAAAUCUUCCAGAGUGAAGCUUCCAAAGUGUGGAAGUCACUGUCGUCAUCAGUUGGGAGAGUGAAGUCCCUGCCGUCACUGAGAUUACGAGUUCGGAUGUAUAAUAUGCUCAGGUCCCUUCCAGCCCUACAUGAAAGCUUUAGACUGCUGGAGCCAUCUGAAGUAAUAGAGGAAACGACACUCACUGAAAGUGACCAAGCAAGCUCAAGCAACUAG